This is a messenger RNA of Monoraphidium neglectum, 2382 nucleotides long. RefSeq lists its product as hypothetical. The coding region runs from base 1 to 2382 and encodes 793 amino acids. The record is from RefSeq and is a predicted model, not a curated record. Lineage: Eukaryota; Viridiplantae; Chlorophyta; Chlorophyceae; Sphaeropleales; Selenastraceae. The transcript has a single exon.
AUGGCAGACCACCAGAACGCGGGCGUGGACGCAGCCUUGGCUGCAGAUGCGGCAGCUGUCGCUGCAGAGACCGCAACGGUGCUGCCCCAGACGGCUGAGAGCAAAUCAAUGAUUGCCGCCACGGCCCAGCUCCAAGGUGUACGGACGAAACGCGGCCGCUGCUGGGAUUGCGCGGUGGCGGGCGGCGACGCCGACAGCGUCGGGGCUGUGGCGGUGGCCGGCACGAGGCGGAAACCCUUGGCCGGCGCCUCGCGCCUGCUACGCCAGGGUGCGGCCUCACUGCUGUCUGGCCUGGCCUGUGGCAACCGGCUGCAGCUGCGCCAGCAGCAUAGCGGCAGCAGCAGCAAGGAAGGCGGCAGCAGCAGCGGCAGCAGCGGCAACAACGGCAACAACGAUAACAGCGGCAAGAGUGGCAGCAGCGGUUUCGGGCCCUUGAUGGCGAACGUGCCGGGCAAAGUCGAGUCCACGGACGUGGACAGCGAGGACAGCACGGCUGCUGUUGCCGCUGCGACUUUCGGGGCCGCGGGCCGUGAUGACGGCGGCGCUGCCAGCCUGUCUGCUGACAACCCCGCCGUGGACGGCGCCGACGCUGCCACUGUGUCCAAAGAUGCUGGCGGGGCAGUGGGCGCGGCAGUGUCAGCGCGCCCUGAGCUGCAGGAGGCCGGCAACGCGCAGCUACAACAGGAAGAUGUGGAAGUGGCAGCCACUGCGGCCGACGCCAAGUCAGCAUUCUGGAGUGCUGUGGCAGCGGCUGGCGGCGAGGAGCUUGAGGUGCAGCGCCAGAAGCGCCGCAGCCGCCGUAAGCAGCAGCAGCAAUGGAUGGCAGACGCGCUCGUGCGAGAGGCCGCCUGCGCCGAGCAGCAAGCGCAGAAGCUGAUGCGCGCCGCAAGUGCUGCUAGCAUUGAAGGGGGCUGCGAGAGGAAGGGCGAGAAGGGCCGCCACAAGACCAGCAGCGGCGGCAGCAGCAGCAAUGCCGGCGGCGGCGGAGGCGGCUUUGGCGGCGAAAGCAGCUGCAGCAGCAGCAGCAGCACCAGCAACGGCAGCAGUAGUGUCAGCAGAGCCAUGGCCAACAGCAGCAGCAGCAACAGCGGCAGCAGCAGCAGAACCAUCAACAGCCGCGACGACAGCAGCAAGCAUGAGGAACACAGAAAGAGGGACUCCCAAAGCAGCAGGAACGAUGGCGGCUGCAGCAGCACAAGUGAGGGGAUGCAGCAGGAGCGCAGCCAGCAAGAACGCCGCCAGCGCCGCAAGGACCGCAGGCACAGCCACAGGACCCGCGAUGGUGGUGGCCACAGCGGGGGCAGUAGCCAAGACUACGCACACAGCGGAAGCGGCCACAGCCACGCUCGGGACGGCCACGGCAGCAGCCACAGCCAUCAUGAAAGCCAUAGCCGCAGGAGCAGAGACAAGGACAGCAGCAGCAGCAGCACCACCACCACCGCCGCUAGCAACAGCAGCGGCAGCAGCAGCAACAGCAGCAGCGGCAGCAGCGCGUGCCGCGGCAGCCGCAGAGGCCGCAGCAUCGUCGACACGCCACGGCGCCAGGACGUCAUGUUGGAAGGCCCCUUCUCCUGCGCCUUUGAUGCCGACGGCGCCGAAAAUGGCGGCGCCAGCGCUGGUUGCGCCUCUGGAGAUGGCAGCGCCAAGGCCGCCGCCGGCUGCGACGCCCCCCGCGCGCGCGCCGACGCCGCAGCCGCCCUCGCGGCCGCCUCCGACGUCAGCGGUGCCGCGGCCCUGCUCGGUCUGCGGCGCGCGCGGCAGCUGCGCAAGAAGCUGCGGCGGCCGAUGUUUGUGGGCAAGGAGGGCGGUGGCCGCGCGUUUGACGCGUACUACCGGGGGGAGGUCGGCUGCGGCGGCGCCGCGUGCAAGGGCGUGUGGCUCGUCGCGCGGCUGUUCAGGUUUGCGCCCGUUGCGCGGCCGACGCUGCUGCCGGACAUUCAGGAGGCGCUCGCCGCCGAGGCAGCGGCCGCCGCCGAGGCGGCCGCGGAGGCGUCUGUAGCCGCAGCACGGGCCCGGGCCGAGGCGGCCGAAGGCCAGGCGCGCGCCGACGCGGCGGCGGCCGCGGCGUGCGAGGCCAAGGCGGCGGCGGAGCGCGUGCUGGCAGAGGCUGUCAUCGCAGCGCUCUCUGGCGCGACCCCAAAAGCAGACGGCAUCCCUGUGGCGCUCGCGCCGCUUCCCCUCGUGCGCGUCGACGCGUGCGCGGGCCCAGGCUGCGACUGCGACUGCGACUCGCCGCCCGCCCACGCGGCAGACUGCGCCGCGGCCGGCGGCAGCUGCGGUCGCGACGCGGCCGGGGCGUCGGGCAUGCUGGCCCGACUCGGCUUCAGCGGCUGGGGUGCCCUGCGGCGCGAGACGGCCGCCGUCGAGGCAGUGAAGGCAUGA